AAAAAUACUUAAUUAACUACAAAUGCACGAGUGGCUCGCAAAUCUUUUCAAUUGCACCUCAAACGUCUUCAUACACAGAUUACGCUUACGCAAGUUACGCUCCAUGUGACGCCGCCCUGAUGGAUACCGGUGUCUGUGAAAGGGCGCCUUGAAGCGAGCCGACAGCGCCGUUGGCAGCACUGCUGGCCGCCGCGGGUCUGUAAUGGCGGCGUCUGGCGCGUUGUCGGGGAUCCGCCGUGAGUGAAUGAUGCGCCACGAGGCGGUGGCCCGCUUUCAUGCACGGUACAACAAACGAGCGAGCGGACGGUACGUGCACGUGACGUUUUAACGGCGCGCAGCCUUGACGGAGCCGCCGGCGGUCCGUCGAUCCCCGGCCGAGAUGGACCAGGCACCCGCAGACACAGAAUUACGGAACAUCAUAGACAAACUGGCGCAGUUUGUCGCUCGCAAUGGGCCAGAAUUCGAGCAGAUGACAAAGAACAAGCAGAAGGACAACCCGAAGUUCGGUUUCCUGUUUGGGGGGGAGCACUUCAACUACUAUCAGUACAAAGUGACUACAGAGCAAGCCAUUUUAAAGCAAAAAGGAAUAAAUCCAAUGCAAAAUGCAGACCCACGUUUAAACGUUUCGCAGCAGCAGCAAACAGCCGCAAACGCCGUCUCGCAGCCACUGAAUAACGUCAGUCUUGCGUCCGGUCUGAGUACGCAAAACAAUGGAAUAAAUCCGGUGGUCGGGAUCGGACCCCAGGUCGGGAGCCAGGGCGGUCCCGUUUUACCUGGACAGAUCGGAGGGCCGGGAAAUGCAGGACCGCCGAUUGGACCGGUUUCCGGCGCCAUAGGAGGUGUGAAUCCGCCGAUCGCCGGUGUCGCGCAGGCGGUUAACAUCGCCGGGCCGCCCGCGUGGCUGCAGAAUGAGCUGGCGAAUCUACAGUCGCAGCAGACGACGUUGCAGGAACAAGUGAGACAAUCAGAACAGAACCUGGCUGCGCAGCAUGCCGCGUUGAUGGCGCAACAGCAGGGAAGAGUAGAGGAUGCCGUGAGGCAGGCGCAGGAACAGGCACUGCAGAACAGUGCGCAAAACACGAACACAGACUUGGCUGCAUUUGACACGGUCCUACAACCGAUCAUCGAUAGCUGCACGAAGGAUAGCAUAAGCGCGGGAAAGGCCUGGAUACUUCAGAAUUCACUUACGCCGCAGAGCAAUCAGGUUGUCGCGGAUCAUUUGCUGAAAAGAGUGAUUCAGGGGACAACCUUCAGUCACAAGUUGCACAUAAUUUAUCUGGUGAAUGACGUUUUACAUCACUGUGCGAGAAAAAAGUCUAUGGAUCUCCGCAAAGCAAUGGAAAGUGUUGUUGUUCCCAUGUUCUGUAACACUUCACUAGCAGCAUCCGAAGAACAGCUUAAUAAGCUGAAUAAGCUAUUGAGUUUGUGGGAAUCAAAGAAUAAUUACUUCGACGAAGGCAUCAUAGAUAAGUUGAAGCAACCGAGCGCGUCCUGGUCGGAGUACCAGGCCAACUUGGUGGCGCAGCACGCCACCGCGAUCACUCCUAUUACAGCGUCGACGAAACAGACGUUCGACAAUUAUCAAGCGCAGCAUCAAGCUUUUGUCACUCACGCGCUGAGACAGAUCCAGAAUAUCGAACAACAAAAGAUGGCGAUAGAUCAGCAACUGAAAACUCCACCGCCGCCGCCGCCGCCACCUCAAAUGAAUCAGCAAAAUAUGUCAAUGCCACCUAGUCAUUCCGGUCCUCCGAACACAAUGAGUACAGACGUGAAUUUCAGUCAACCGCCACCUGGAUGGGGUGUCCCGCCCUCAACCGAACCGCCGCCGUUUAGCAAUGUUCCCUUGCCGGACUUCUCAAAGCCACCGCCUGGGUUUGGACCGCCACCCGUAAUCCACGAACCUUCUGUCGAGGAUUUGAUGCCUAGUAUGCCUUAUUUCGAGCUUCCAGCUGGUCUAAUGGUACCUUUAAUAAAGCUAGAAGAUGGCGAAUACAAGCCAUUGGAUCCUGACGCGAUAAGACUUCCACCGCCAGCCCCACCGAGCGAUCGUUUAGUUGCAGCUGUAGAAGCGUUUUAUGCACCUCCAAAUCAUGAUUCUCCUAGAGAUAGUGACGGAUGGGAGAAAUUAGGAUUGUACGAGUACUAUAAAGCGAAAAAUGCCGCCCGUAAACGUAAAGAAGAGGAUAUAGCCACCGGUAUUAGGCAGAGAUCUAAAUCUCCAUCGCCGAUUUUACGGCCGAGAUCCAAAAGCCCUAGUCCGCCAAAGAAACGCUACCGGAGCAAGUCGCGCAGCAGAUCACGCUCGCGAUCGCGAGGCAGAAGUAGAUCGAGAUCGCCCGCGACCAAUCAUAGGCGCAACAGUCGCAACAGCAAUCACAUUAAUAGAAGUCGAAGGAGAAGGAAUAGUAAUAAAGAUCGCAGUCCCGAAAGGAGAUUAGAUAGACAGGAUCGGAGUCCAACACCUCCUAGUUUUCUUGGUUCCACGUACAGUAAAGUUCCGCAAGAGAUUAGUCUGGACGAGAGUAACAAAGGCCAUCAAUUACUCAAGAAAAUGGGCUGGAGUGGUGCUGGUCUCGGUGCGAACGAGCAGGGCAUUGAGGCGCCCAUAUCCGGAGGCGAGAUUCGUGAUAAGAACGAUCAAUACAAAGGAGUCGGCAUCAAUCUGAACGAUCCGUACGAAACCUUCCGAAAGAACAAAGGCCAAGCGUUCAUCACCAGGAUGAAAGCCAGAGCGGAGGAACGGGCUGAAGAGAGAGGGGAACGCGACUGAACGUUUUUAACAAAAUGACAAGACUCCAAAUGUUUACGACACUUUGUACGGGACACGUGUCCAGCAUAAGACAUUAAAAACGUUCUCGUUUGUGCAUUGGAAAUCCAUUUGCAAUUUCAAGAAAUGAUACUAUCGCCUAUGAGGGCUGAUUUCAAGGAUCGGCGUACUUUUUUUUCUCUUUGACUCCAAAGCAGUUGUCUUUCAUUAAUUCUGAAUCCCCAUUGCACAUGUCACCAAUUUUAAGCUAUCACAGGUGGACGCUGAUUGUUUUACAUUGAAACCGCACUGAUUAUUUUUAUCAGGAGCUAUCUUAAUCGCAAUCUUACAAUUAGACGACGAGUAUGGGGUUAAAUUGUACAUUUUUAACAUAGAUAAAAUUAUGAAUGUGAUUAGGAUUUGUUUCAAGUUUAAUAAUGCGUGAUCUACGAAUGAUGAAACAAAUACAGAAUCUUGUUACACGAAAGUUUGAUGAAAGAGAUUAACCGGAUUUGGAAUUGCAUAAUCUCGUAUAUUCUGAAAUUAUUUAAAAAGAUCAAGAAGCGGACAAUCAACGUCCGUCGGCAGAAACCUUCGGUCCUAUUUAAUAUAUUAAUUCCAUAUAUUAAAUUCCGUUCCAUUUUCAUCCAUUAUUGGGAUGAUAAGACGACACGCAUCUCACAGCAUGUAUAAGAAGUACAUUCGUUUUGUGUCGUGAAAAAAGCAUGGACGUGAGAGAUUAAAACACUUGUAUUUAGUAAGUUAACAAAUGAUUAUAUUGGAUACAUUGAACGAUAGCUCAAGAAUAAAAGCUGUACAUUUAUUACGAAAGCGAAUGCGAACUAUCGCUACCGCACUGUCUCCUCUGUUUCCUCUUCCCGACUACUAAAGAGAGAGGAAAGAGCGUUUGAAAUCGGUUAAUCCCGAAAUCAAAAUUUCAUUGAUAUCACUCGCCGUUAUUUACUUUUGACAAUAAACUAGGCACAUGCACAUUAUAUAAAGUA
Vollenhovia emeryi is the source of this 3750-nucleotide messenger RNA. RefSeq names its product calcium homeostasis endoplasmic reticulum protein (gene scaf6). Gene Ontology annotation, molecular function: RNA binding. The transcript is spliced from 8 exons. Gene Ontology annotation, biological process: intracellular calcium ion homeostasis; RNA processing. NCBI's taxonomy places the organism in Eukaryota, Metazoa, Arthropoda, Insecta, Hymenoptera, Formicidae. The coding region runs from base 380 to 2770 and encodes 796 amino acids. The record is from RefSeq and is a predicted model, not a curated record. Gene Ontology annotation, cellular component: perinuclear region of cytoplasm.